Messenger RNA from Trichomonas vaginalis G3, 378 nucleotides. RefSeq lists its product as uncharacterized. The transcript has a single exon. Lineage: Eukaryota; Parabasalia; Trichomonadida; Trichomonadidae. The record is from RefSeq and is a predicted model, not a curated record. Bases 1 to 378 code for a protein of 125 amino acids.
AUGAAGAAACAUCGAAUCAAAAUUGAUGACACGGGCGAUGACUAUCAUAUGAAAUAUUACAUGUCAAUGUUUAACAUUUCAGACAAAUCUUUCUAUACAUCAUCAUUUUAUGGCUUUCCUUUAUCAAACAUUUCUAUUGAUCGAUUAUUAAGUGAAAACUUUGAACAUCUUCCAGAAUGUCGAGGUAAAGUUGAAAACAGGAUUGACAACAUCAUUGUUUGGCAUUCAGGACGACAAAAUUUAGAAACUAUUUUUUAUGGUUCCAAAUUCAAGAAAAUUAUCAAUCCACACAUCUACAUCUACCAAAACAAACAAUUAACUUCUGAUUUAUGCUUUGACUCUAACACUUCACUCAUUCCACAUUGGCUUGAAGAUUGA